Molecule: messenger RNA, 525 nt
Organism: Closterium sp. Naga37s-1
Lineage: Eukaryota; Viridiplantae; Streptophyta; Zygnematophyceae; Desmidiales; Closteriaceae
Source: the annotation of a GenBank genome assembly
AUGGCGCACACGCGACCCCUAUCAGCGUUGUCGCUUGCCGUCGCAUGCGCGAUGCUUCUCUGUGUCGCCGUCACCCAGUCGCGCGCCUCACCGACUAUCCCACAGAUAAAGGCGGAGCUGAAGAAAUGCCGCGCGGCCAUGGCGAAACUGUCCGACUACAAGGCGUACCUCCAAGGAAUCGACGAGAUGCUGAAGCGUUCUCCCGCGGACAUGAAGGGAUUAUUCAACACCACUCUCCUAAUUCCCACCAACAAGGGCCUCUACGCCCUGGGACUCAGAACCCUCACCAACAUGACUGCCAUGACCGUCAUUGGCCAGUAUAACGUGCUGACUAAGCGUUACACUUCUGCACAGCUGGCAAAGCUAGCUCCCGGGGCCAAGAUUCGGAGCGUGCUGCGAGGCGUGCCGAUCCAGGAUAAGAGGGAAGUGGUGGAUGUUGGUGAUGGCAGGCGGUGUGAUGUAGAGGUUGAUGUGAGUAGAAUUGUUGACUGGAAAGGAUGUAGUGGUGAUUUUUAUGAGCUAUGA